AUGGCAUUCCGAUCGUUUCUCACCGUCGGACUGCUUGUCGCUGCAGUGGCCGCCAUCUCUCCAGACGACGUCCUCGUGACCCGCCAGACGUUGGACUGCUCUCCAGAUUCAGAGACAGGCCUCAAGCUCGAAUGCUGGGCGCAGCUGAAUGUAACCGACUACAUCACGAAGUGGAUUGCCGAAAACGGCACGAAGGCGGACUGCGAUAAUUUGGGAUUCGCCCAAUGUUUUCUGGCCUUCAAUGGCUACGGCGGCCGAACCUGCGACACACUCACUCGCGACACCUGCGGGGCUUUCGAAACUGCUGGUGUUGCUGCCAACUACUACUCGCCUCAGCAAUUUUACACUCUUUGGAACAUCUACGCAAUUUCGCAGUUCUUUAACCAGUUUUCAGAGGCCCUCUGGAACGGACAUUCGCUCGCUGCCGACACAAUCGGGGAUAUCGUUGCCACCGUUUCCCCGUCUACCGACCCACAGGUUCCGAGCACUCUAUUGUGGACUUCGAUCUCCGGCGGUUUUUGGAUGGCCGCCGUCGGUGCUUUCGCCAACCCCCUUUUGGCUGGAGUUGCUACGGGCAUGGCUGUUGUUACCGGCAUGAGCUCGUUCUUCAUGACUUCGGUUUCCGGCUCUUCCAACUCUCGCUUCAUCACGCUCGGCAAGAUCGGCAGCGAGCUCGCCCAGCUUGUCAUUGACUACCAAGGUAGCCUUGAGAACGCCCUGAAGGAGCUUCAACACAACAGCACCCUCUUUAUUGCUGCCACUGAGCCCGGUGGUUUCAGCCAACGUGCUGUCACCAGCUUGAACCUUCAAGCCACCGAGCUUUACCACGAUCUACAACUUUUUGUCCUCUCACAAGCCCUCAAGGCAAACGGCAUCGUCUCUGCCCGCUCAACCAAUGUGAACGCGCUUGAUUUUGCACCCCAGACGAACGGACACAUCUCAUGCCCCGGACUUGGCCCCGCGGGCAACUGUUACCAAUUCUGGAUUGAUCCCGACACGGGCAGCUCCUACGCACUACACAACCCUAAGGAGUGGAAGAACGACUACGUCGAUGUUCUGAACAAGAUCCACGACAAGAGCUGGGCGAACCUGAGCGAGAUCUUCAAGGUUGAGGACUGCCAAGGCAAAGACCCCAGCUUCGACGGCACCAGCAAGGUGACGUGCUUGGCAUCGCAUGGAUGGUGCGAGUAUGCCUACGACGGCCAAACCACCGUCACCGAGUCCAGGACAGCCAACAAGCAAUUCACCAACUGCAACAACGAUAAGUCAUGGGGCACUCUCUGCAACUGGAUGAGUGGCGGUCUUGUCCUUCCUGUGUCUUAUCUCGGACCUCUGCUGAAGCUCGGUGAGCUAGCGUGGUGCAGAGAGUAUUAA
This is a messenger RNA of Colletotrichum chrysophilum, 1374 nucleotides long. RefSeq lists its product as uncharacterized. NCBI's taxonomy places the organism in Eukaryota, Fungi, Ascomycota, Sordariomycetes, Glomerellales, Glomerellaceae. The record is from RefSeq and is a predicted model, not a curated record. Bases 1 to 1374 code for a protein of 457 amino acids. The transcript has a single exon.